UAAAAUUCAGAACGAUAAUAAAAAAAAAAGCACAAAAAAGUUCAAACAAAGCAUAAUCUCAACUCUCUGUUCUUCGAUGUCCUCUAUAUCAUCAACUUAAUCGAUCAUCAGCUUUAAUUUCAGAUCUCAGAUCCAAAAUCGCAAAAAAAAGGGUUUUGAUGGAGAGUUUAGCGCAACUGGAAGCUUUAUGUGAAAGAUUAUACAAUUCACAGGAUUCUGUGGAGAGAGCGCAUGCGGAGAAUACAUUGAAAUGUUUUUCAGUGAAUACAGAUUAUAUUUCACAGUGUCAAUACAUACUUGAUAAUGCAUUGACUCCUUAUGCUUUAAUGCUUGCUAGUUCUAGUCUUUUAAAGCAAGUUACUGAGCAUAGUUUGUCGUUACAGCUUCGUCUCGAUAUUCGUAACUAUCUCGUUAAUUAUCUUGCUACUAGAGGACCUGAAUUGCAGUCUUUUGUUAUUGCUUCUCUGAUUCAACUUUUGUGCCGUGUUACGAAGUUUGGCUGGUUUGAUGAUGAUAGAUUUAGAGAUGUGGUUAAGGAGUCUACUAAUUUCUUGAGUCAGCAGGCAACAUCGGAUCAUUAUGCCAUUGGUUUGAAGAUUUUGAAUCAGCUCGUCUCUGAGAUGAAUCAGCCUAACCCUGGGUUGCCUUCAACGCAUCAUCGGAGGGUGGCAUGCAACUUCCGGGAUCAGUCACUUUUUCAAAUAUUCCAAAUAUCUUUAACUUCAUUGCUUCAAUUGAAAAAUGAUGUUGCAAGCCGACUGCGAGAAUCAGCACUCUCUCUUUCGCUCAAAUGUUUAUCAUUUGAUUUUGUUGGGACAUCAGUUGAUGAAAGCUCAGAAGAGUUUGGUACUGUUCAGAUUCCAUCAUCUUGGAGGCCAGUUUUAGAGGAUCCAUCAACACUACAGAUAUUUUUUGAUUAUUAUGCAAUCACAACAGCUCCUCUUUCUAAAGAGGCAUUGGAGUGUUUGGUUCGGCUUGCAUCCGUGAGACGUUCUUUGUUUACAAAUGAUGGUACCCGUUCUAAGUUUUUGGCGCAUUUAAUGACUGGAACAAAAGAAAUUCUACAAACUGGACAAGGUCUUGCUGAUCAUGAUAAUUACCAUGAAUAUUGUCGUCUCCUUGGACGUUUCAGAGUAAAUUAUCAGCUGUCAGAGCUUGUGAAUGUGGAAGGCUAUGGUGAUUGGAUACAACUAGUGGCAGAGUUCACUUUAAAGUCUCUACAGUCUUGGCAGUGGGCCAGUAGCAGUGUAUACUACCUUUUAGGGCUGUGGUCUAGAUUAGUGACAUCUGUACCAUAUCUGAAGGGUGAUGCACCAAGUAUGCUUGAUGGAUUUGUUCCCAAAAUUACUGAAGGUUUUAUCACGUCAAGAUUUAACUCGGUGCAGGCAGGUUUUCCAGAUGACCUAUCGGACAAUCCCUUAGACAAUGUUGAGCUUCUUCAGGAUCAGCUGGACUGCUUUCCUCAUCUCUGUAGAUUCCAGUACGAAAGCACUGGUUUAUAUAUAACAAAGAUCAUGGAGCCUCUUCUGCAAUCUUACACGGAAAGAGUUAGAGUUCAAACAACCGAAGGCAAUGAAUUGGCUGUUAUUGAGGCAAAGCUUGCUUGGAUUGUUCAUAUCAUUGCCGCUAUUCUUAAAAUCAAACAAUCUACUGGCUGUAGUGUGGAGUCCCAAGAAGUGCUUGAUGCAGAACUUUCAGCUCGUGUUUUGCAAUUAAUUAAUGUCACAGAUAGUGGGCUUCAUAGCCAGAGAUACGGCGAACUGAGUAAGCAAAGACUUGAUCGGGCUAUUCUUACCUUCUUUCAGCAUUUCCGAAAAUCUUAUGUUGGUGAUCAGGCUGUGCACUCAUCCAAGCAGUUAUAUGCUCGAUUGUCUGAACUUCUUGGACUACACGAUCAUCUGGUGUUGCUGAAUGUGAUUGUCGGGAAGAUUGCUACUAAUCUAAAGUGCUACACAGAGAGUGAGGAGGUCAUUGAUCACACUUUAAAUUUGUUCUUGGAGUUGGCAUCUGGCUAUAUGACUGGAAAGCUGCUAUUGAAGUUAGACACUAUUAAAUUUAUAGUUGCUAACCAUACUAGGGAGCACUUCCCCUUUUUAGAAGAAUACAGAUGCUCUCGCAGCAGAACAACAUUUUAUUACACUAUUGGCUGGUUAAUAUUCAUGGAGGACAGCCCCGUGAAAUUCAAGUCUUCUAUGGAACCACUCUUACAGGUUUUCAUUCGUUUGGAAACAACACCUGAUGCAAUGUUUCGAACUGAUGCGGUUAAGUUCGCUUUAAUUGGGCAAAUGAGGGAUCUUAGAGGCAUCGCUAUGGCUACAAACAGUCGAAGAACUUAUGGGCUUUUAUUUGAUUGGCUAUAUCCUUCUCACUUGCCACUUCUCUUGAAAGGGCUUUCCCAUUGGGCAGAUACACCCGAGGUUACUACACCAUUGUUAAAAUUCAUGGCUGAAUUUGUGCUAAAUAAAGCCCAACGUUUAACUUUCGAUUCAUCUUCCCCAAAUGGAAUUCUUCUUUUCCGGGAGGUCAGCAAAAUGAUUGUAGCCUACGGCACCAGGAUUUUAUCUCUUCCAAAUGUUGCUGACAUAUAUGCCUAUAAAUACAAGGGAAUAUGGAUUUGUUUAACGAUUCUCUCUAGAGCUCUUUCGGGAAAUUAUGUCAAUUUUGGUGUGUUUGAACUAUAUGGCGAUAGAGCUCUUGCUGAUGCACUUGAUAUUGCUCUAAAGAUGACUCUGUCAGUUCCUCUGGCUGACAUAUUGGCAUAUCGGAAGCUGACAAAGGCUUACUUUGCAUUUCUGGAGGUCCUAUUCAGCAGCCAUAUUGUUUUCAUUCUGAAUCUAGACACCAACACCUUUAUGCAUUUAGUUGGAUCCUUAGAAUCUGGUCUCAAAGGUCUGGAUACGAGUAUCUCAUCACAGUGUGCGUCUGCUGUUGAAAAUUUGGCUGCAUACUAUUUCAACAACGUCACGAUGGGGGAGGCACCCACUUCACCUGCUGCGGCUAAGCUUGCUCGACAUAUUGCAGACUGCCCCAAUCUAUUCCCAGAAAUAUUGAAGACCCUGUUUGAGAUUGUUUUAUUUGAGGAUUGUGGCAAUCAGUGGAGUCUCAGUAGACCUAUGUUGAGCUUAAUUCUUAUUAGUGAGCAGUUAUUCUCUGAUUUGAAGGCUCAAAUUCUGGUUUCGCAGCCGUUGGAUCAGCAUCAGCGACUUUACAUUUGUUUUGAUAAGCUGAUGGCAGAUGUUACGAGAAGCUUGGAUUCAAAGAACAGGGACAGGUUUACUCAGAAUUUGACUGUUUUCAGAAACGAAUUUCGCAUCAAAUAGCUUCCCUUUUUGUCGCUUUUAGCUGCUCGAUUUGGGGAUUGCAGUAUAUCCCUCCAGAUGACGAUUGAAGAAUCACAAGUAACUUACACCAAUUAGACUUGUACAAAUAGACUCUUUUCCAAGGGGAGAGGAGCAUGUUUUUGAUGCCGUGUCUGUAUUUUAUGGGUUAAAUCAGUUAGAAGCUAAUAUCUAUAGAAAGAAUAGAAAAAGAUGAAAAUUGUUUGCAGAGGAGACAGGUGGUGUUGUAUGAGAUUUUUGUGGUGUACAGAUUGCCCUUUUUGUUGACUAAAUUCCAGAAUUGGAGAGGAAGAUAGUAGAAAGUAAUAGAUGGUAUAGUAUGGGAAGGAAGAUUUGAAUGGUGGGGCUUGAUAGUUGCUGAGAGUAUUAAUUCUUUUUAGGACUAAGAUGUAAAAAUCAAAUCAUUCAUGAGUUUUGUGUUUUAGUGGUGGGUUUAAAGCAGGUUUUUGUACAUUAACCUCAACAUUAUUAUUCUUUGUAUCUCUGUUGAUAAUAGAAAGAAAAAGAGAAUGCAUUUUAGUCUUUUAUCA
Molecule: messenger RNA, 3868 nt
Organism: Mercurialis annua (annual mercury)
Lineage: Eukaryota; Viridiplantae; Streptophyta; Magnoliopsida; Malpighiales; Euphorbiaceae
Exons: 28
Coding region: 159-3320 (1053 amino acids)
Biological process (GO): protein export from nucleus
Cellular component (GO): nuclear pore; cytoplasm
Molecular function (GO): small GTPase binding; nuclear export signal receptor activity
Source: RefSeq, a predicted model, not a curated record